Molecule: messenger RNA, 1548 nt
Organism: Salarias fasciatus (jewelled blenny)
Lineage: Eukaryota; Metazoa; Chordata; Actinopteri; Blenniiformes; Blenniidae
Product: steroidogenic factor 1
Exons: 7
Coding region: 88-1548 (486 amino acids)
Biological process (GO): regulation of transcription by RNA polymerase II; tissue development; hormone-mediated signaling pathway
Cellular component (GO): RNA polymerase II transcription regulator complex
Molecular function (GO): zinc ion binding; nuclear receptor activity; RNA polymerase II cis-regulatory region sequence-specific DNA binding
Source: RefSeq, a predicted model, not a curated record
GCAGCCCAUGCACGGCUGCGGCAACACCUGCAUCCACAUUUUAAUAAUCAGACAAUCACCAGUGACAGGCUGCUGUCUGCUGUUCAGAUGUUGGGAGACAAAGCUCACGGUGUGACUUUGAAGGUUAUGGAGUACACAUAUGAUGAUGACCUGGAAGAGCUGUGUCCUGUGUGUGGAGACAAAGUGUCUGGAUACCACUACGGUCUGCUCACCUGCGAGAGCUGCAAGGGCUUCUUCAAGAGGACGGUGCAGAACAACAAGCGGUACACGUGCGCGGAGAACCAGGAGUGUAAAAUAGACAAGACGCAGAGGAAGAGAUGUCCCUUCUGUCGCUUCCAGAAGUGUCUCAGCGUCGGGAUGCGGCUAGAAGCGGUGCGUGCGGAUCGCAUGCGUGGGGGGCGGAAUAAGUUUGGCCCCAUGUACAAGCGGGACAGGGCCUUGAAGCAGCAGAAGAAGGCUUUGAUACGAUCCAACGGGUUCAAGCUGGAGAGCGUGGCCCCCCCGCCGGCCUCCCCCCUACAGACUGACUACAGCUUCACCGGCACCCUGCACAGCCUGCCCACCAUCUCCAAGAGCCUGCUGCCCUCCACGCCCAGCUCCAUCACGCCCACAGACUACGAGGCCAGCGUGUACGGGCCGCCGGCGCUGGGCAUGGCGGUGCAGUCCCACGUGCCGCUGGCCGCCCAGUACCAGUACGCCGCCUUCCCCGGCAGGGCCAUCAAGGCCGAGUGCCCCGACUACACCAGCUCGCCCGAGUCGCUGACAGGAUACCCCUACCCCGACAUGUACCCCUCGGCCUCGCCGCAGCCGCCCAGCCUGCCGCCGCUGGUGCUGGAGCUGCUGCGCUGCGACCCGGACGAGCUGGCGGUGCAGAACAAGAUCGUGGCUCACCUGCAGCAGGAGCAGGGCGGCCGCGGCCGCAUGGACAAGCCCAGCACCUUCAGCCUCAUGUGCCGCAUGGCGGACCAGACGCUCUUCUCCAUCGUGGAGUGGGCUCGCAGCUGCAUCUUCUUCAAGGAGCUCCGGGUGGGAGAUCAAAUGAAGCUGCUCCAUAACUGCUGGUCUGAACUUCUGGUCCUGGAUCACAUUUUCAGACAAGUGCAGCACGGAAAGGAAGACAGCAUCCUGCUGGUGACCGGCCAGGAGGUGGAGCUGUCGUCCAUCCUGUCCCAGGCCGAGGUGACCCUGUCCGGUCUGGUGCAGCGGGGUCAGGAGCUGGCGGCCAGACUGAGGGCGCUGCAGGUGGACCGCAGAGAGAUCGCCUGUCUGAAAUUCCUCCUGCUCUUUAACCCAAAUGUGAAGCUGCUGGAGAACCAGGCGUUCGUGGAGGGCGUCCAGGAGCAGGUGAACGGCGCCCUGCUGGAGUACACCCUGUCCACCUACCCACAGUUCCAGGACAAGUUCAGCCAGCUGGUGGUGCGGCUGCCGGAGCUGCGCUCCCUCAGCACGCAGGCCGAGGACUACCUGUGCUACAUGCACCUGAGCGGAGAGGUGCCCUGCAACAACCUGCUCAUCGAGAUGCUGCACGCCAAGCGGGCGUGCGUGUGA